Bursaphelenchus xylophilus (pine wood nematode) is the source of this 383-nucleotide messenger RNA. The record is from the annotation of a GenBank genome assembly. NCBI's taxonomy places the organism in Eukaryota, Metazoa, Nematoda, Chromadorea, Rhabditida, Aphelenchoididae.
AUGGCUGACAUUCCUGAGGGAGAUUAUGAGAAGGGAAAGAAGGUGUUCAAGCAGCGAUGCCUUCAAUGUCACGUCGUUGACUCGACCGCUACCAAGACUGGCCCCACUCUGAAUGGAAUCAUCGGAAGGAAGUCUGGUACCGUUCCCGGUUUCGAUUACUCCGCUGCCAACAAGAACAAGGUCAGUUUGUUUCAGGCUUAAUUGAUCAUCUUUAUUUCUUAUUUUAGGGUGUCGUUUGGACUCGUGAGACCCUGUUCGAAUACUUGCUCAACCCCAAGAAGUAUAUCCCAGGAACGAAGAUGGUGUUCGCUGGUCUCAAGAAGGCCGAUGAACGAGCUGAUUUGAUCAAAUACAUCGAAGUCGAAUCGGCCAAGGCCCCAUAA